Messenger RNA from Thunnus maccoyii (southern bluefin tuna), 10020 nucleotides. RefSeq names its product mucin-19-like. Lineage: Eukaryota; Metazoa; Chordata; Actinopteri; Scombriformes; Scombridae. Gene Ontology annotation, molecular function: protein binding. Gene Ontology annotation, cellular component: extracellular matrix. The record is from RefSeq and is a predicted model, not a curated record. The transcript is spliced from 44 exons. The coding region runs from base 2479 to 9351 and encodes 2290 amino acids.
AUCUUAAGUUACCAGAGUAACAAGCCGAACAAACAUUAGCAGCAGUUCGGCUCACAGCCCCUCUGGACGUACACUGUCUGCCGAACAGCGUCAGAGAAACACUGAUUUUUAAAACUGCUUUACUCAAUGUUUUUACCAGUUUUCUAAAGUCAUCCAAUCUGAAAUAUUUGAAGGGGCUCAUGCCCCCAGUUGAAUGGGAAUUAUGACUCUGGUGACAACAGUCUACUAAAGAUGUAAUUAGUAACUUUUACAAUGACAUCACUACAUUAAGAUGAACCAGUUCCAUGCUCUUGUAUUGUGCGUGCUGGCAUGGCUUACUGGAGCACUUAAUGGAGCGCUAAUUUAUUAGUUACACCUGUGCUUUUUCUCAAAGUACAAGUUAAAAUGUGUGCAAAAAUUGAUACUGUACUACUGACUGUGGUUUGAUAUAACUGUUAAAGCUCUACUAUUCAAUUUAAUUACCAAAGAAUCAAAAUACUAUGUAUGAUGAAAAGGUUUGUUAUCACCCAAUCUGCAUUUCUACACAACUUUUAGCCUCUUUUAGCUUAUUGUUUUGGUGUUGUGGCACGUUUAAGGUUCAGUCUCACUGCUCUGAUCAACCUUGUUUCCAGCAUCAACAGGUAAAGCUCUGUUUUUUAGCCAAGAAAGCUCCAAUAAGUCCACUGUAUACUAUGUGCCCAGCACCAGAUAGCAGACAGACAAAGUUAGCAACUCGCUUAGCUGAGCAGGUAGCAGCUAACAAACACAGAGAUUUUUUGUCAGGAGUUAAUGGAGACCAAACCAGAGUGAAAAGGAGAGUAUAUAUUGGGCUUAAAUUUGCCGGUGGCUAGAAAUAUAACUUCAAAGGAAUGAUAAUGUUGCUCUAUGUGUGCUGAAUGGGUAAGUAGGCAGUUUUUUGCUAAUACGUUAGCCAUAGCCUUUUAAGGCGCCAAUAUAUCAAAAGUGUGUGUCUGUUACCUUGUUUUUUAGUUCUGCCUAACAGUGGCAAAACUAUGAAAAAACAAUUCAUGUAGCUUUAGCAAAAUUUAAAAUGUUUUGCUAUGUUCAAAAUUUAAGUUUCUCUCUACCUUAAAAGCAAAGUAUGGUGAAAUAAACCCAGUAAUGAGGAAGCGAAAUGUGUUUGUUCUGAGGGUACGAAGCAGGUGUGGUUGCUUUGCAGAAGGUGGUUUCUGUGAAGAAAGAUUAACAGGCUUCCCGGAGGAACACAAUCGGUUAAAGAAUUUUGUCAAGAAUGGUCCACGCUUGGAUACACAAAUCUUAAUGGCAGGUAGAGAGAGUUAUUGCAUGUAGAAAGACAUUUCGCUAUAUACAUCCGUUACAAAAGAAAAAAAAAAAGUAACACCAUGAAGCUUAAAAAAAUCUGCAUCAUUGAAAUCAGCAAAGAACAUCUGAAUCUUAAUUUCAUAACUAAAACCGUUUAGCAUUUGCACAGGUUAUUGCAACACCAAUCCUACUUAUAUGCAGUGAAACUCCUCAGUACUAAACUGACUGAGGGCUUGAAUCAGAACAUGUGACAUCUCAAUUGACAGGUGGGGUGCGGUGGGUUAGGGGGAAAGAUCUCACCUGUAAUGUACACGCUGAAGUGUCGAUAAGCCACUUAAUCCUUUCACCACCUCACUGAUUUAAGAUAAAAAAAGAAAAGAAAUCUGAAUAGCUACAGAAUACAUCUUUAAAUGCCAUGUGGUACUUUCCCUCAGUUCUCAAAUUAAAAAAUAGCUAACUACAUCCUGGUUCAUGCACCCUGUCCAUUUACCUAGCCUAAUUUUUCACUUUCACAGUGUUCCGUUUGUCCUCUGUUAACUUGAAAGGUAUUGUCUGACUAACCAAUGUUUGUCAAGAUGUCAGCAUCCCCUCUUGUUCAUAAUGCAGGACUUAAUAUUUUAUCCAUUAGGGGUGAGGUUGGUGACACUCUCAUUGUCUUACUCUAGUUGUUUACGUUACUCUAUUUGAUGGAAGAAAUGAAAUAAGAUGAAAACAGUUCCGAAUUGAAACUUUGAAAACCUGAGAACAUAGAUUAUAUUCAGCUAUCAUUUUUAGAACUGUUCUACCAGGAAAUAUUAAGUUUAAAGAGACUAAGAGAACAUGUUCAAGUUUCAAACUCUCCUUUAUGAUUUGCUUUGUGUGUCCAUCCAUCCAUGGGUGAUUCUUUGCUGAGGUUCUGAACCACUUCCUCAUCAAGAUCUCUUUCACACACAUGAUUUCUCACAGGGAUUACUGUUAAACCAUGAAAGAGAUUUAUUAAACUGUUUUAGUUUCCUGGUUUUUCCUAGUAGUCAAAGUGUGUGUGUGUUUGUGUGUGUGUGUGUGUGUGUGUGUGCUUGUGUGUGUGUGCAUAUCACACACACACAGUGUACCUGCGUGUGUGUAUGCAUGUGCAUGUGUGCAUGGACACUGCAUAUAUAGGCGUGUGUGGUGGGCAGUGUCUGUACUUUCUCCUGGACUCACCUGCUCCUCUGCAGCGAGGGAGCAUCAGGAAGCAUGACCUCACAGCGAUGGAUGCUGGCUGUCUGCUCUUCACUGACCUUAGUUUUAGGGAUAAGUGAAUCCAUCACAACAACAGAAACUCAGAAAUACACUUGCAGGACAUUCGGCAGCGGGGUCGUCCAGCCUUUCAACGGCUCUAUUUUCUACAUGCGAUCCACGUGCCCUUUCACCCUCACCCGCUUCACCCACAACCGAGUGGAAUGUGACAUCAUGAUACGACGCGGGGACAGCGGGCUGAUAGUGCAAGUUGAGAUCAUCGUCAACAAAGUCAGAACCGAACUUUUGCAGAAUGGAAGCAUCCUGGUGGAGAAGAGAAGCGUUUCCCUUCCAUACGACCACACUUAUCAGCAUAUUUUUCACUACGGCAUCUACACCAGACUGAGGAGCUCGCUGCUUCCUCUGUCUGUUACCUGGCACAGUGUACCUGGAGGAAUAGACACUCUGUGGGUGGAGCUGAAGCAGGAGCUGAGCACAGACAUGACUGGACUGUGUGGAAAACACAGUGUUGCAGGAACCAAGCAGCAGUUGAUUACAGACAGUGUGCUGACUGAGGACACAUGUCAAACACAAGAUCCUGUCUCAACUGUGAAUUCAGUAUGCAAUGAGUUCUUUUCCCAGGCCAUGGAUUGCCUGAAAGCUAUGACGCCUCACUAUAUCCAACUCUGUGAAGAGAACAUUUACGGCUAUGAACAAAGCAAAUACAUUGGCUGUGCUUUCUUCAAACAAGUUGUACAGCAGUGUGGAAGUAACAGCUAUGUCCGGUACACAUGGAGAGUUAUAACCAAAUGUGAUCAACCGAGUUGUCCAGGAGACCUGAUGUAUAAAGACGAGGGUCCUGCCUUUAUUCCCAGCUGCUCCAACCCAAACCCUAGAUCCUCCAAUCAGGAUCUUACCAGCACUUGCGUGUGCCCAGAGGGUAAGAUGCUUAAUGAUCGUGCAGAUGGUUUCCGCUGCAUUCAUGUGGCCAACUGCCCCUGUGCGUUGGCUGGCAGGAGCUACUCAGCUGGAGAUACACGUAGCACCAAGUGUCAGUCAUGUCUGUGUGAUAGUGGGAAGUGGCAUUGCUUUGAAAAAGCAUGCCCUGUCAAAUGUCUCAUUGAAGGGCAGUUUGUGACAACAUUUGAUGGCAAACAAUAUACUCUCCCUGGUAAAUGUGCAUAUGUGGCCUCACAGGGUCUCAAUUGGUUAAUAACAAUUAAGUUUUCUGAAAAGGCGGCCUCUCUGAAAGCAGUUAUUCUCCAGCUUUUCCAGGAAACUUACACAUUCACAGCAAAUAUGGUUAAAUUCGGAGAGGAGGCGAUUACUGAACUUCAUCAGUCUGAUCAUGCCCUUGUGUACUGGCAGUCCUCCAUGUAUGUCCAGGUGCACACAUCCUUUGGUAUGACAAUCCAAGUUCAGAUGUCUCCUGAAAUACAGCUCGACAUCACCCCACCUAGAAACCACACUGGCAUGAUCUCAGGUCUCUGUGGAAACAGCAACAAUGACACCACAGACGACUUAACCACCAGCAGUGGGAUCAUUGAGAACUCAGCUCAACCUUUUGCUCAGUCCUGGAGUGUGGGUGUUUGUGCAGUGAAUAUACCCCACACCUGCAUCAACACAGACAAUGAAAUAUUUGCUGAAGAAAAGUGUUAUGUGUUGAAUGACCCAAGUGGGAUAUUUGCUAAUUGCCAUGGUCACAUCCCAACUGAUCAAUACCACACGACUUGCAUCCAAAGAACCUGCAACUGCGACGACAACCUGCAGCAGUGUUUGUGUGUUUCUUUGGCCAGCUACGCUAAAGCCUGUGCCCGUCUGGGUGUAGAAGUUGGUGACUGGAGGAAAGCUACCGACUGCACUCCUGUGUGUCCAAAGAACCAAAAGUUCUACUACGACAUGCAGGCCUGCAACCGUACAUGCCUUUAUCUGUCUGAUCCUGACCCUCGAUGUGGGCUGAAUGAUACCUCUGUGGAGGGCUGUGGCUGUCCGAAAGGCACUUAUCUGAACAAAGGAAACAUCUGCACCCCAAAGGCAGAGUGUCCAUGUCACUACAAGGGUGGAACAGCACCACCUGGGGCUGUUGUUAUCGAUGGACAACAGUGCAUCUGUGAGAAUGGAAAACUGAGUUGCUCCAAAGACUGUGGUUGCAGCAAUGGGAUGGUUUGUGUUCACUGCUCACAGCACUUGGUUAAUACGGCUCAGAAAACUUGUGACAGUCUCAGUAAACCACGGGAUACCAGUUUGACCUGCGAGAGUGGCUGUUACUGCCCGCAUAACCAGUAUAAAGAUCACAGCGGAAACUGUGUUUCUUCAGACAACUGCACCUGCGUGUACAGCGGCAAAGUAUUCAGUGCAGGACAGACAGUCAAAACCAACUGUAAAACAUGUACCUGUAGUCAGGGUCAGUGGCACUGCACAAAGGAGCCAUGUCCAGGGAAGUGUCAAGUAUAUGGAAAUGGACACUACCAGACCUUUGACAACAAAUGGUACCGCUUUGAUGGACACUGUCAAUACACACUUGUAGAGGAUGACUGUGGACAUGGAAAUGGUACCUUCUCUAUCAGAGUGGAGAGUGUACCCUGCUGUGAUGAAGCUCUUACCUGCUCUCGUGCCAUCGUCAUAGACCUGCAGGGUGAAGUCACCCUGACAUUGAGCGACAUGAGGGUGACCAGACUCCAUAAAGGCUGGUCUCUGCAAGAGAUUCCACUUUACACUACACACACUGUGGGGCUCUACAUCAUAAUCUCAGUGCCAAGUAGAGGGAUAACUCUCAUUUGGGACAAACACACCCGGAUCACCAUAAAGCUGAGUGCAGGCUGGAGGAACCAAGUGUGUGGCCUCUGUGGGAAUUUUGACUCCAGUGAGAUGAAUGACCUACAGAUAAGUGGCUCAGCAGUGGUGUCCAGUCCCUUGGCCUUUGGUAACAGCUGGAAGGCCACCUCGCCCCCUUGCUCUGAUGUGACCACGGAGAUAUUUCCAUGCGAACGCAACUCCUACUGCUUGGCCUGGGCCCAGCGGCGCUGUAUGAUCCUUACAGGAGACACCUUCAACGACUGUCAUCUCAAAGUGGACCCAGAGCCCUACUACCACGCCUGUGUGCAGGAGUCCUGCUCCUGCGAAUUUGAGGGGAAGUUCUUGGGCUUCUGCACAGCUGUGGCAGCCUACGCAGAGGCCUGCAGUGAGCAGGAUGUUUGUGUAAAAUGGAGAACACCUGAUUUGUGUCCUGUCUACUGUGACUACUACAACGAGCAGGGCCAGUGUAGCUGGCACUAUGAAGCCUGCGGUGAGGUACAAACCUGUGGCAAAGGCCACCAUUUCACUCACAAGUUGGAAGGCUGCUACCCCAGAUGCCCAAAAGAUGCGCCAUACUAUGAUGAAAAUACUGGUGAAUGUACCAACUUAAGAAACUGCACCUGUUAUUUUAAUGACACUAUCAUUCAGCCUGGGACGGUGGUGAUGAUUCAGUCUAAUAAGUGUCCCUGUGAAAAUGGAACAAUUAAUUGCCCACUUCCACCAACUGUACCUUCCACCACUCUGACAUCAAAUACUCUCACCACAACUGCUUCAACUAACACCACAAUAGUUAGUUCCACCACCUCUACACCAACAACUAUAACUGUCUCAACUACAACUGAAACAUGGUCAACGACGUCUUCCACCACCUCUACACCAAUGCCAACCAUUACCAAUGUCUCACCUACCACUGAAAAUUGGUCAACGACACCUUCCUCCACCUCUACACCGAUGACAACCAUUACCAAUGUCUCAAGUACCACUGAAAAUUGGUCGACGACACCUUCUCCCACCUCUACACCGAUGACAACCAUUACCAAUGUCUCAACUACCACUGAAAACUGGUCAACGACAUCCUCCCCCACCUCUACACCGACGACAACCAUUACCAAUGUCUCAAGUACCACUGAAAAUUGGUCAACGACACCUUCUCCCACCUCUACACCGAUGGCAACCAUUACCAAUGUCUCAACUACCACUGAAAAUUGGUCAACGACACCUUCCUCCACCUCUACACCGAUGACAACCAUUACCAAUGUCUCAACUACCACUGAAAAUUGGUCAACGACACCUUCCUCCACCUCUACACCGACAACAACCAUUACCAAUGUCUCAAGUACCACUGAAAAUUGGUCAACGACACCUUCUCCCACCUCUACACCAAUGACAACCAUUACCAAUGUCUCAAGUACCACUGAAAAUUGGUCAACGACACCUUCCUCCACCUCUACACCGAUGACAACCAUUACCAAUGUCUCAACUACCACUGAAAAUUGGUCAACGACACCUUCUCCCACCUCUACACCAAUGCCUACCAUUACCAAUGUCUCAACUACCACUGAAAACUGGUCAACGACAUCUUCCCCCACCUCUACACCGACGACAACCAUUACCAAUGUCUCAACUACAACUGAAACAUGGUCAACGAUGUCUUCCACCACCUCUACACCAAUGCCAACCAUUACCAAUGUCUCAACUACCACUGAAAAUUGGUCAACGACACCUUCCUCCACCUUUACACCAAUGACAACCAUUACCAAUGUCUCAAGUACCACUGAAAAUUGGUCAACGACACCUUCUCCCACCUCUACACCGAUGACAACCAUUACCAAUGUCUCAAGUACCACUGAAAACUGGUCAACGACAUCUUCCCCCACCUCUAUACCGACGACAACCAUUACCAAUGUCUCAAGUACUACUGAAACAUGGUCAACGACACCUUCCACCACCUUUACACCAAUGACAACCAUUACCAAUGUCUCAAGUACCACUGAAAAUUGGUCAACAACACCUUCUCCCACCUCUACACUGAUGACAACCAUUACCAAUGUCUCAAGUACCACUGAAAACUGGUCAACGACAUCUUCCCGCACCUCUACACCGACGACAAUCAUUACCAAUGCCUCAAGUACUACUGAAACAUGGUCCACCACCACCACUGAACUAACAACCCAUAAAGAGCCAGCCACAACUGCCACAGAUAUGACCCCCCAAACAAAGACUACAUUCACAACUUUCAGUACAGCAUUAACAACUCCUGACGUCAAGACAGGACCAUCACCCACCUUUACCCAGGCGCCAUUGUGUAGAGACCUGAAGAGAAAUCAAACAUGGAUUAAUAGUGAGAAUUGGACAGAGGACUGCUUCCAUAAGAUCUGUAAAAAUGGGGGCAUAGAGUUGACUCCAGUGGUUUGUCAAGAGCCUACAAUUCCCAACUGUCCCAGAGGAGAGGUCUCAAAGGUCUCGGAUGGAUGCUGUGAAACUUGGAAGUGUAACUGUCGCUGUGAGCUAUAUGGAGACCCCCACUACAUAUCUUUUCAAGGUGUACCAUUUACUUUCCUGGAUUACUGCACCUACAUCCUAAUGGAGGAGCGGUCACCACGUCAUCAUCUGACUAUUGCUGUGGACAACUUCAAUUGUGACAUGCCUGGCUCCUGUACUAAAGGCAUCAUCAUGCAAUAUCAGAACAAUACGGCAACACUCAGUAUCAUCCCACAUUUGUCUGCAGUAGAGGCCACUCUGAACAAUGUGACCAUACAGCCACCAUAUGAGGCACAUGGGUUGAGAUUUGAGAGCACAGGCUACAUAGUGUCAGUCUACCUCCCAGAGUUGCGCUCUUACAUCUCCCUCAGUCCAUAUAACGUCUUGGUGGUCAGUCUGGCUAUGGAGCAUUUCCUUAACAACACCCAGGGACAAUGUGGUGUAUGUGGCGGUGAAUCAUGUAUCCGUAGAGGAGGGCAUAUUGAGGACGACAGCUGCUGUGAUAAGACGGCCUAUGACUGGGUGUACGCUGACCCAGCGAAGCCAUCUUGUGCUUCUGCACCAAGGGACAUACCCUGCCACCAAGGGACCACUCCACAACCCACUUCCACCCCCUGCCCUGGGAACACACUAUGUGAGCUGCUAUUGCACUCAGUUUUUGCAAACUGCAGCCAGAAUGUGGAUCUGUACAUUAUUAAGAAGAACUGUGAGUUUGAUUCAUGCAGUAAUAGAACCACUACUUGCUCUUCUCUGGAGCAAGCUGCUAAAAUAUGCAAGAUUGCUGGCAUCUGUAUCGACUGGAGAGGACUAACUAAUGGAACCUGCGGUGUGCAGUGUCCAGAAGGACUGGUUUACAGGGAAUGUCGCAACAAGCUGGAUGACUUCUGCUAUGGAGGGGCUCGUCAUCCCGGAACCUCCCUCGAGUACAACAGUGCAGGGUGCUUCUGUCCCAGUGGCCAGUUCAGGGCAGGAAAUCACUCAGACACCUGUGUGGAUGACUGUCGGUAUUGUAAAGGACCACUUGGUGAGCCCAGACUGCCGGGUGAGGUGUGGCAAUCCAACUGUCACCUGUGUACAUGCAACAACCAGACUCGGACAGAAAAGUGUUCUCCAAAACCACCUCCUUCUUGUGGCCCCAACGCUGUAUUGGUGAACACCUCUUGUUGUGGUAAUCAGACUUGUGUUGAGAAGACAUGCAGUUAUAAUGGGAAGACAUACAAGGUGGGAGACAGAUGGAAAGAUGCCACUCAUCCAUGCAUAUUGCUCACCUGUGGAAGAGAGGGUAUUCAGACUGAGGAGAACAGGAUGAGGGAGGACCAAAACUGCAACUUUACAUGUAACCAAAGCUGUGUUCCCAAGAUGUCCAGUAUCAACAUCACCACAGACAACUGUACCACCAUCAUGCAGAUGCCUGUGUGUCAGGGCCAGUGUGUGUCUCCAUCAGGGGUGGUAUUAAAUGGUGUCCUGCAGGUGGAGCCAAAGUGCAGGAGUUGCCAGGAGCUGAGCUCAGAGAGGAGAUCAGUGACCCUGCAGUGUUCUGACCUCACUACUAGACAGCACGCCUACAAGCAUAUCACCAGUUGUGAGUGCAAAGCUUGUACCGUACAGCGCUGAAAAGUCCUGACACCACAGACCAAAGAACACAUUUUCAUCAUCAACAAUUUUGUAUUGUAUGCAUUUAAAAGAUGAACAAAUCAAGAACUAUUGUAUUCAAAUUGAAAUGAUUAUGAGAUUAAAAACUUUAUUCUUGAUUGGGUGCAGUAAGCACUGAAUAUAAUCCAUUUUCACAUAGUGGACUUACUGGCAGUCUCUCUGCCCUAGCUUUGACCAUUUCCAUAGCCUAUCUUCUAGAAGUUAAAUUACCUAAUCACCUAAAUUACAAAAAACAUUCUUCUCACUUAUCUCUAGUAGUAUCUAGCCAUGCAGAUAGUUUGGGUUUUAUUUACCCAGAUUUUGAGAUAUCUGUCUAUGAGAUUUCUGUCACCACCCCAAUACCAAGGAGGUAUUUUCAUUUUGAAAAAUCACAUAAAAAAUGUAACAGCAGCAUUUUUUGCAGAAUGAGUGGACCCAAAAUAAUCCACAAACAUCACUGUAAUUUCACUGAAACUACUUUCUGCUGAGGAAAUAGUCCCUAUGAAAACUGUUGACAGUUGUUCUGCUGGUCUGCUGCUCUUGAUCUUUUAAAAAAUUCUAACUAUCUGUGUGGCUAGAUACUGACAGAAGCAAGAAAUGUAAUGUAAAUGCAAUUGUCAAUGCUGCAAUAAAAUGACCAAAAAUAUGAAA